AUGGCAACGCCUCGAUCCCCUGUCGCUGCGCAAGCGAACACACAUCGUAAUAAUACGAACUAUGACGCGCAGUGUUCGGGAUGCAAAGUCAUUAUAAAUGAAUUGCUUACUUUCCUAAGCAACAAAGUUGACGUGUUGCCAGAAACGGCAAUUUCUGAGAUAUGUUUAACUGCGUAUACAUCAGAAGAAAUCGAAGAAUCUCGCUGUAUCGCUCUAAAAUUGUUGGCGCCGCAGAAGAAAUUCAUGAGAAGAAAGGAAGGGUCAGAGCAAAAAAGUAUCCAUGAUAUGGUGAAAAUGAUUAAGGAGUUUGAGCCUGACAGUCUCCCCAUUUUUGUGGCGAGAGACUUAAACAAGAUUCCACCCGUCUCUUUUAAUUAUAUUGACUCGACUUCUUUUCUUAAGGAGAUAGCAAUUUUAAGAAGCGAUGUGGCUGCUAUUAAAGCUGAAAAGAACACGAAAAGUGGUGGCUCAUGCUCAUCUAGUGAAAUAGAGGGGUUGAAGUCGGAAGUAGAAGAAGUGAAGUCCAUCGUGAAGGCAUUGAAGAAAAAAGAUAGUUGUGCAUGUGAGUGUAAACAACAAAAGACUGCGCAACAGAAUGCAUCACAAUCGUUUGCCGCUGUAACUCAAAAACGCGGCACGAGUAAACAGCUGACCGGCCAACUACCGCCUGCGCCCGGUACGAUACGUAAACAAAGCGCGCCGCAUUCCUUAUCGCAAAAUAAUAACUCGCCUAUAACUAACCAGUUACCCGAUGCUGUACAGAUGCACGUACCGUUAUAUAAAGAUAUCAUUAAUACGACAAGCUCGUUAGAAGCGCAUGAACGCUUUAGUUCUCAGAGGGAUAUAAUGAAUGAUAGUUUUAUAACUGUGGAACGUAAGAAGCGUAAGAAAAUAUAUAGCAACUUGACGGGCACUGCGCAAGGCUCGAGUAAAUUGCAGUUAGCGGAUCUAACAUCUUUUGUUUACGUAUCUCGUUUGAAUAAAUCGACCACUGUGGAUAAUAUAAUGGACUACGUAAAAGAUAAGGGCGAGGAAUGCUUCAAAAUAGAUUUAUUGACACAAAGACAUGACACGGACUUUUGUUCGUUUAAGUUAUCAGUGCCUAGGCGUAAAUUAGAUACGUUUCUCAGUAAGGAAUUUUGGCCCGAAGGUGUUAAAUUCAGACUAUUCCGUGAACGCACGGCGAGAGGAACCAAACCACUAAACCCCUAA
This is a messenger RNA of Cydia splendana, 1212 nucleotides long. RefSeq lists its product as uncharacterized. Bases 1 to 1212 code for a protein of 403 amino acids. The transcript has a single exon. The record is from RefSeq and is a predicted model, not a curated record. NCBI's taxonomy places the organism in Eukaryota, Metazoa, Arthropoda, Insecta, Lepidoptera, Tortricidae.